Messenger RNA from Chelonoidis abingdonii (Abingdon island giant tortoise), 579 nucleotides. The record is from RefSeq and is a predicted model, not a curated record. Lineage: Eukaryota; Metazoa; Chordata; Testudines; Testudinidae.
CCAAUGGCCCCGGACGACGGCACCGACUGGCUCCUGGCACUGCUCACCGAAAUCCAGCUGGAGCAAUUUUACCUCAAGAUCCGGGACGAGUUACACGUCACCCGCCUGGGCCACUUUGACUACGUCAAACCCGCCGACCUCGACCAGAUUGGCAUGGGGCGCCCCGGUCAGCGGCGGCUGGAAGACGCCAUCAAGCGCAGGAAGCAGCAGAGGCCGCGCCCCAAGUCCUGGGUUUAUAAGGUUUCGCUUCACCCCUCCCCCAUUGUCACAGGAACCCUGGUGUCCGAGGGUGGAAAAAUAGAGCCCCCCUCCCCCUCCCUCCAUGCCAGCCAGAUCAUGCUGAAGUUGGAGCGAGAGGGGGCGCGGCUGGAGUGCCCCGAGGACUGUCCCCGCGGCCUGUACAGCCUGCAGCGGCGCUGCUGGGCCCACAACCCCGAGGAGAGACCCCACUUCCGGGACAUCAUCGGCCUGCUGCACGAGCUCCGUCCCCGGGAGGUGAGAGCCACUCAGGACUUGAAUGAACCAGGGUGGCUGAGACUAGAAACCAAUGAUCUCAUCACGGUGAUUGAGGGCAGGUGA